Molecule: messenger RNA, 973 nt
Organism: Manduca sexta (tobacco hornworm)
Lineage: Eukaryota; Metazoa; Arthropoda; Insecta; Lepidoptera; Sphingidae
Product: collagenase
Exons: 5
Coding region: 42-905 (287 amino acids)
Biological process (GO): proteolysis
Molecular function (GO): serine-type endopeptidase activity
Source: RefSeq, a predicted model, not a curated record
GUAUUUAGCGAAGAUGGUUGUCGUAAAUAAAACAGUCGAAGAUGAAACUUGAAAUAUUGCUACUCGCGGUCGCGGCGUCAGUGUCGGCAUUUCCCGCGGAGGAGCCCGUGCUGUACUACCACAAGAAUGUGGGCAUGAGGGAGGCGGAGCACAUCAGGCAAGCUGAACAGGCCGCUGACUUCGACGGCAGCAGGAUCUUCAAUGGCUCUCCGGCAGCACUCGGCGCAUACCCUUACAUGGGCGGACUGGUGAUUGCGGUGCCUGGUGGCCAAUCUGUCUGCGGUUCAGCACUGCUCAGCAACACUCGUGCUGUGACAGCGGCCCACUGCUGGUUCGACGGGUGGGUGCAGGCGCGACAGUUCGAAGUUGUGUUUGGCUCUGUCCGUCUCUUCAGCGGCGGAGUUAGAGUUCGCACCAGUAACGUGACCAUGCAUCCCAACUGGAAUACAAGGAAUUUAAAUAAUGAUGUCGCCAUGAUUAGAUUCAAUAGAAUAACGUUCACAAAUGUGAUCCGGCCCAUCAAUCUACCUACUGGUGCUCAGCUAAACAAUAAUUUCACUGGAACAUGGGCCCAGGCAGCAGGCUUUGGCAGGGUUGGUGACAAUGUAGGAAUCAGCCCUAACCAAGUGUUGAGCCACGUGACCCUGCAAGUUAUCACUAAUGCUGCAUGCCGCGGUGUCUUCCCUAAUAAUAUUAUCGACUCUAAUCUCUGCACGAACCCAGCGGCCAACGGUGGCAACGUUUGCAGCAGCGACUCUGGUGGUCCACUAUCAGCCACCAUCGGAGGACAAAGAGUUCUUAUUGGAAUUGUGUCCUUCGGGUCCAACCGUGGCUGCGAGGCGAGACAUCCGGCAGCUUACGCACGUGUCACCUCCUUCGUACCCUGGAUUCGGGGCCAGAUGUAACUCCAGUAAAACUAGUUGGAACCAACAAUACCUGUUCAAUUUAUGACUAGUAAACAAUUUAAAUUAUA